This is a messenger RNA of Lathyrus oleraceus (garden pea), 825 nucleotides long. RefSeq lists its product as uncharacterized. Bases 1 to 825 code for a protein of 274 amino acids. NCBI's taxonomy places the organism in Eukaryota, Viridiplantae, Streptophyta, Magnoliopsida, Fabales, Fabaceae. The transcript has a single exon. The record is from RefSeq and is a predicted model, not a curated record.
AUGAGUAACACUCUGAAAAUUGAUGGUCACACCGAGGAAGUUAAGAAAUUGAGAAUGUUCCCGUUUACCUUAGUGGAAGAAGCUGAAGAAUGGUUUUAUUCUUUACCCGCGGGUAGUAUCACAACCUGGGAAGAAAUGGAAAAAGCAUUCCUGAAUGAGUACUUUCCAACAUCGGUAUUUCUGCAGAAGAGGUAUGAAAUCCUGAAUUUUAAGCAGAAGGACGGGGAAACUUUGGGAGACGCCUAUAAGAGAUUCAAGAGAGUCCUGGUAGCCUGCCCAACCCAUAAUAUGGAUGCAACUAAACAAAUGCAGAUGUUUGUGAACGGUCUUAAAAUAAAGACCAAACAAUUGAUUGAUACCGUGGUCGGUGGUUCCAUAAAUUUUUCAACAGCCACCGGUAUCAAAAAGAUCAUUGAAGUUAUUACUGCUAAUGAGCACAUGGAGUUGUAUGAUAGGUGUCAAAGCAAACCAGAAGGGGUGAUAGAUUUAAAGCUGGAAACUAAUAAAAUCCGUAUUGAAGACACUAUAGCUGUUGAAGUUGACAAGAAGCUGAAGGCAAUGAAUAUAGGCACCCAACCGGUGGCACAGAUCCAACCGGUCCCUACUGUAUGCUGUGAAAUUUGCAGUGGUCCUCACCAAACGUGUUAUUGUUUUGAAACUCCUCAACAGGUGGAGGAAAUCAAAUUUUUGAAGCAAAAUAAUCCUUAUUCCAACACGUGUAACCCGGGAUGGAAAAAUCAUCCCAACAUCUCAUGGAAAGAUAAAAAAGGAACCGCUCAUCAACAUGGUCAGUACCAAACUCAAUGUCAACAACAACAACAAUAG